Messenger RNA from Lentinula edodes (shiitake mushroom), 2063 nucleotides. RefSeq names its product glycosyltransferase family 2 protein. The transcript is spliced from 6 exons. Bases 247 to 1884 code for a protein of 545 amino acids. The record is from RefSeq and is a predicted model, not a curated record. Lineage: Eukaryota; Fungi; Basidiomycota; Agaricomycetes; Agaricales; Omphalotaceae.
GAGAACGACGAGGAAAUCGACAAACCCGAAUCAACCGAACUAGUUCCUAAACAAGUAAAUGACGUCAUCAUUGUACCCCGCGGAUCGCUGUCGGUGAUUUGAUAAUAGCAACAACUUCUUCAUGCUUAUGAGUUAUUUUCAUCCUUCUUCCUUUCACCCACCUACACCUGUAACCUCCUGGUUUUUUUCCUGAAAUUUGUCCCUCGCGGGCAGCCGGUUUGCUUUGGAAAAAACUCGCCACUUGGAAUGCUCUACUUGACAUCCGAUAACUUUCCCAUUUUUGUACCAUUUGGCGUGAUCGGGUUCUAUCGUUACCUUUGGUACUGUAUACGCCUCGCAGCCUGCUUUGCCUACCGCCCAAUCCCAUUACCUGAAAACCCAACAUACAUCGCCGAAGAGGAUGUUACUAUCAUAGUGCCUACUAUCGAUGCUGGCGAGGAAUUCAAGGAUGCUGCUCGCAGCUGGCUCGUCGGCAAACCAAAAGAAAUCCUCAUUAUCACUGAAGAAAAGAUGCUCGGACCUUUACAAGAACUCGCCAACGCCGUUGACCCCGAACGUAUACGUGUCUUGACUGUGCCCUUUGCGAAUAAACGCUUGCAAAUGAGCCACGGUAUCAAAAACACAACAACAGACCUCAUCGUGUUUGCUGACGAUGAUGCCAUCUGGCCGCCCACGUUACUUCCCUAUGUCUUAGCUUGCUUUGAAGAUCAAAAAGUCGGUGGAGUCGGUACCAGUCAGCGCGUGCAACCCGUAGGCGAAAAGAUGACUGUAUGGGAAGUCCUCGCUGCGUUCCGUCUCACAAUACGAAAUAUAGAGAUCUCUUGCUCGACGCAUAUUGAUGGAGGCCUCCCUUGUCUUUCAGGGCGAACCGCAGCAUACCGCACCAUCAUUUUGAAAGAUCCCGAAUUCCUCCAUGGCUUCACACAUGAUUAUUGGCUUGGAAAGUAUCAACUCAAUUCAGGCGACGACAAGUUUUUGACACGGUGGAUGGUUAGUCAUGGGUGGAGUACGUACGUGCAGUGCUGCAAGGAGGCCGAAUUACUGAGUACAAUGAAGCCAAAUUGGAGGUUCCUGAAGCAGGUACUGAGAUGGACGAGGAACACAUGGCGCAGUGACAUGCGCAGUUUGUUCACAGAACGGUUCAUUUGGACUGCGCAUCCGUAUGUUGCGUAUACUAUGGUCGACAAAUUAUUCAAUCCCUUCACAUUACUCGCUGGCCCUUGUUUAGUGGCCUACCUAGUCUACAAGAGCACGAUUUCGACGGACAAUGGCGGUUAUCAUUUACCAUGGUGGAAUAUUCUAGCUUCUUAUCUCGUUUGGCUUCUUGCCACUAGAACUGCUAAGCUCCUUCCACACCUAUGGUACCGCCCUCAAGAUAUCGUCUACGUUCCCGCAUUUAUCGUGUUCGGAUAUUAUUUCGCUAUCAUGAAACUUUAUGCUCUGUGUACGUUGCACGAGACCGGAUGGGGCACUCGGACAGGUAUUGGCGAUAUCGCAGCCGCCACCGCCGCCAUGGAUAAACAAGACACAAAUAGAGGCUCCUUUGGCGCCAACGACAACGAGACUGUCAAUAAUAGCAACAGUGGCGGGUUACGGGAGCUUAACGAGAAACUCACCUCAUCAUCAUCCGUAAACACGAAAACAAACUUUGAUAACGGAUAUAUACCGCCGACGAUGCAGAGGUAUCCUCUUCCCACCGGGAGUGGGAGUGGGACUAAUGGUACGGCGACCAGUAAUGGGAGCGGGAGUAGGAGUAGGAAUGGUAGUAAUGCGAGUGGGAGCAAGACCGGGAGUGGGAGCGGAUCAGGAGGAGGAGGCAUCGUGAGGCGGGAGCCGAACGGUAGAAGAAUGGACAUCAUAAACGAAAGCUAUCUAAUGCGUUGACGAUGGCGUAUAGUGAUGAUGAUGAUGGUAAUGGCUUUUUGCCUGAAUUACUCUCCAGAUCUGUCCCGCACUUUUCGACCCAGGUUGAUACACCGUGAUGGAGAAACGGAUUCCCCAGAUCAAGCGCCCGGGCUUCAAUUUUUUCCUGUCAUUUGUCCCUUCCACGAGCUGAUUCUGUA